AACCCUCAAAAACCUAACACUCCUCGUAAUACCUAUGCAUCGCCAUCCCUUCCCUUUCUUUCCUUGUUCCCACACUGCCUCUGUGAUGCUCUACGACUCUCUUCUCUUAUGUCCCUUACUUCUCCCAGCCAAUCGCACUCAUAAACCGCCAUACAUAUAGCGCUCGACUUUCUUCGGGAGCUUCGUGUUUGGCCACAGAAAUGCUCGAGGCUUACAAGAAUAGCUCAAUCGACUGGAAGCCGUCUCCUAUAGUUGCCCUAGCCACCAGCGCCGACGACUCCCAGGUGGCUGCUGCUCGAGAAGACGGUUCGCUCGAGAUUUGGCUCGUCUCUCCCGGCUCCGUCGGCUGGCACUGUCAGCUGACCAUCCAUGGGGACCCUAAUUCCAGGGUUUCGUCGCUACUGUGGUGUCGAGCUGGUUCAAAAGGCUUGCCCUGUGGUCGGCUAUUUUCGUCUAGUAUUGAUGGUUCGGUUUCGGAGUGGGAUCUUUUUGAUUUGAAACAGAAGACUGUUUUAAACUCAAUUGGAGUCUCAAUCUGGCAAAUUGCUGUAGCACCCUCUGAUAAUCUUGCACUUGCUACGAAUCCUACGUCUGAGCAUAUUGAAAAUGGGUAUUUAAGCGACAGAUUAGGCAUGGAUGAUAAUGAAACGAGUGAAGUUGAAGAUGAUUCUGACUCAGUUGAGCUUCAUGAGCAACCUGUUAUUGAGUUUCCUCGUGUAGCAAUCGCUUGUGAUGAUGGUUGUGUGCGAAUAUACAGUAUUUCUGACUCAGAUGAAUUAAUUUACACCAAAUCAUUGCCUAGGGUCAGUGGACGUGUUUUAAGUGUGACUUGGAGUCCUGAUGCGAAUAUGAUAUAUUCCGGGAGUAGUGACGGGUUUAUAAGAUGCUGGGAUGCUAAAGCUGGUCUUGAGAUGUAUAGGAUUACAGCUGGACUUGGAGGUUCAGGUGGUAGACCUGAACUUUGUGUAUGGUCGUUACUCUCUUUGAGGUGUGGGGUCCUUGUUAGUGCAGACAGUAGUGGUAGUGUUCAGUUUUGGGACAGUCAGCAUGGGACACUUUUGCAGGCACAUUCUCUCCACAAAGGUGAUGUGCAUGCUCUGGCAGCAGCUCCCAGCCAUAAUAGGGUGUUCUCUGCUGGUUCUGAUGGUCAGGUUAUUUUGUAUAAGCUCUCUAGUGAGACAGUGGGGCCUAGUGAUGACCAAGCUUCUUCUAUAGCAAUGAAGAAAUGGACCUAUGUUGGUUAUGUGAGAGCUCAUACACAUGAUGUCAGGGCUUUGACACUGGCUGUUCCUAUCAGCAGGGAAGAACCGUUUCCGGAUGAAAAGGUGAAAAGAAUUCGCCGUAAGGAGAAGCCAGUUGAAUUUAGUUACCACAAGUGGGCCCACAUGGGAGUUCCAAUGCUUAUCUCAGCAGGUGACGACACAAAGCUUUUUGCGUACUCUGUGAAGGAGUUCACCAAGUUCUCUCCUCAUGAUAUCAGCCCUGCACCUCAGAGGGUGCCCAUUCAGUUGGUGCAUGAUACGGUUUUCAAUAAAACGCCCUUACUUCUAGUCCAAGCUUCCCAUUGGUUAGAUAUUCUCUCCAUACGUACAAAAAGUGUUGCCUUUCCUGACAUGGCCUGUGGUCCUUCUGGCGGCCUUGCAAUGACAGAUCUGCUUGCUCGAAUUAAGGCUAAGGCAUCUCGGAAGAUCAUUUGCAGUUCUAUUUCUAAUUCGGGUGAACUUUUUGCAUAUUCUGAUCACGUGAGACCCAGCCUAUUUGAAUUGAAGAUGCUUGGAGCUGGGAAAAGUACAUGGACUGUUAAUAAAAGGCUACUUCCUCAGAGACUACCAUUUGCCCAUUCAAUGGUUUUUAGUUUUGAUUCUUCUCGUUUGAUGAUAGCUGGGCAUGAUAGAAAGAUAUAUGUUGUAGAUGUGGGCAGCUCACAACUAGUGCAUACCUUCACACCAUGCCGCAACUUGCAUGAUGAGCAAUUACAGCCAAGUGAACCUCCUAUCACGAAAAUGUUUACAAGCUCUGAUGGGCAGUGGCUAGCUGCUGUCAACUGCUUUGGUGAUGUGUACAUAUUUAAUCUGGAGAUUUUGAGGCAGCACUGGUUCAUCUCAAGAUUGGAUGGUGCCUCUGUUACAGCUGGCGGUUUUCCUCCAAGGAACAACAAUGUGCUUAUUAUUACAACCUCUUCAAAUCAGGUCUAUGCAUUUGAUGUUGAGGCCAGACAAUUGGGAGAAUGGUCUAUGCAACACACAUUUGUUCUGCCAAAGAGAUACCAAGAGUUCCCGGGGGAAGUCAUUGGGCUUUCUUUCUUGCCCUCAUCAAAGUCGUCAUCUAUUAUUGUUUACAGUGCCAGGGCUAUGUGUUUGAUUGACUUUGGGAUGCCCGUGGAUCGAGAUGAAAGUGAGAUGGUAAAUGGUCAGGAUACAGCACCAAGAAAUUUACAAAGUACUCCCAUCAAAGGGAGACUGAAACGUAUACUGAGAGAUGGUCAAACAGAGAAUAAACUCGGUGGUAGAAAAAAUUUUGAGUUUUUUUCUUUCAGAAACCCAGUUUUAUUUAUAGGACACCUUUCGAAAAAUUCCCUGUUGAUCAUAGACAAACCAUGGUUGGAAGUGGUUAAAACUUUCAGUACCUCACCGGUUCAUAGACAUAUAUUUGGGACGUGAUUGCUGUAAUUGCUCGUCAAAAGGGUUUGUUUUACAGGCAGCCAUUGGAGCGAGAAUUUUCGAAGUGGCGACACUUUCUCCUCGGUCACCUUGGCUCCAAAGCAUGUUUUGUAUUGUAAGCCUUGAAUAAUUCUUGUUAACCCGUUAAAAUAGUUUUUUUUUGUUUCU
Juglans microcarpa x Juglans regia is the source of this 2828-nucleotide messenger RNA. Its product is annotated as WD repeat-containing protein PCN. Gene Ontology annotation, molecular function: protein binding. Bases 201 to 2660 code for a protein of 819 amino acids. Lineage: Eukaryota; Viridiplantae; Streptophyta; Magnoliopsida; Fagales; Juglandaceae. The transcript has 11 exons. The record is from RefSeq and is a predicted model, not a curated record. Gene Ontology annotation, biological process: meristem growth; meristem maintenance.